CUGACAAGUAGACAAGUCAGACAAGUCGUGGAAAAAUUUUCUUCAGUUUCAAUUUUUCCACGUCAAAAUUUUUUCUGAGAUUUGCGCUGGCUAAAUUUUUGAAAGCCGUGAUUGUUAUAUUUUGAAAAUGUCCGAUUUGGAAGAUUGCUUGUUGGACAGGCUGCCAGACGAGGUGCUCGAAUUCAUUCUCUGCAAUGUUUCGCCCUAUCUGGAUUUGCAAAAUUGCGCUCUCGUUUGCAAAAGGUGGCGAGAACUUGUCAGAACUGUGAGGAGAAGGAUAAAGUAUAAUUUUCAUCAGGCCAUAGUCGAUUUCAAUAUUCGCUGGACAGAGAUCCCAGAGGUACACCAUUACGUACUCACAAUCGCCAAAAGGCACUCUCACUCGGCCUGCUGUUACGAUAACUCGAUGUACAUUUUCGGAGGCUGCACAUCAACCUCUUCAACUUACAACGAUCUCUGGAAGCUCGAUCUGACCAGGCGACACUGGGUGCGACCUCUCACCAUGGGAACCUACCCCACACCCAAAGCGUGUGCUUCGAUGGUUUGCUAUAAAGGGAAACUGAUCCUCUACGGGGGUUGGAGUUUUCCUUCUCCAUACCCUUUGCACCAAGAGGCGUACACUCUGUUCAACGAACUCCAUGAGUACUGCAUUGAGACCAACAGGUGGACUGCCAUUAACACAGUCACUUCUCCGCCGUCGGUUGCAGGUCACAGUGCCACCAUUCACGGCUCAAAGAUGGUUGUCUUCGGAGGAAUGAGAAAAAACUCUCCCUCUAAUUUUGAAAGAUCAAACCGAGUUUGGGUGUAUGAUUUUGAGGAAAAUGACUGGUACCACCAACCUACCUCUGAAGUCAAGCCAAAGCCUCGUUUUGGUCACACUCAAAUAAAACUGAGUGAAACCCACCUGCUCAUCAUUGGAGGUGGAAGGCAGUUUCCUGUGGUGUUUGACGACGUAUGGCUGCUAGACAUGAGCAAUGAAAAUCCAAAGGGAGAGUGGGUUUGGAGUCAAAUCGAAGUCAUUGGAAAAUACCUGCCCAACAAGGCCUGGUGCAAUUCUUCUGUGAAGGUUGGCCAGUAUGUAGUCACUUUUGCUGAAAACAUCCAUGCAACGGCUUUGCCCAUUCCAAAGAAAAAUUUCAAACUUGGCUCUAGUAUUUGGGUCCCUCCGCGGGAAGAUGAAGUCCCUAUCGAAGGGCCAGCACCAAAGAGAAAUCCUGUGGCAAGAGAUAGAGAUGUGAACGUCAACGGUCGAAGAGGAGUUUUUCAGAGGAGAAAUGCAAGUUCAAGCAGUGAAGAGAGUGAUGUUGAAAAUCCAGCCCUGGGGCAACCUCGUCCCAACAUUUCCAACCUGAAUCCCAGACCUGGUGUGUCAGCUAUAGCCCAGAAUGCUGGUAGACCUGCAGCGCAGCUAAAUCGUCUUAGAAACAGAGAAAGGCAACUAGAGAUUCUGAGGAGACAGGAGGAAAAGUUCAAGAAUAAGGGCCAGAUUGCCAAGCAACCAGUGGAAACGCCAAAGUCAAGGAAUACAAUGGCCAUGUAUGUGUUGGACAUUUCCGAAGUUCUCAGUCACAAGAGGGCCACGUGGUUGCCACCAAAAGUUUCUGCCGAGCCGCACCAUGCUCCUGAGAGCACUGUUCUCUACUCGCUGGUGCUUGGCAUGAGUGAGCUCAUCAUGUUUGGAGGCGUCGAGAAGGACGACCAGGAACUGAACAAUUACGAAAAUACAGCGUGCUCGCACUUGCGGAUUAUUUCAGCGCCAAAGGAUAUUAUCUAAGAAUAUUAUAGAAAAUAUUUGCAAAAUAAACAGCACCCAGUCAAACUUAACUAAGGAUUUU
This is a messenger RNA of Neocloeon triangulifer, 1835 nucleotides long. Its product is annotated as F-box only protein 42-like. The transcript is spliced from 7 exons. Lineage: Eukaryota; Metazoa; Arthropoda; Insecta; Ephemeroptera; Baetidae. Bases 128 to 1774 code for a protein of 548 amino acids. The record is from RefSeq and is a predicted model, not a curated record. Gene Ontology annotation, molecular function: protein binding.